AGAUGGCUUCGAGUCGGAGAAUUAGGGUUUCCAACGGAGGACUCACUCGUCGACUCUCCGAUCCUUUCUUCUCCUCCGCCACUAUCCGUCGAAACUUCUAUUCUUCAGCUCUAUUUCCCUCACCUCAGCUCAAUUCUCUACUCUUUUCACGUUACAGCUUCGUUUAGUCCUCUGAUUGCGCUAUGCUUCUUGUCGUUCAAAACUUGGUGUGAUUUUUGCAACACGAUGGUUAAAAAGAGCUAGUCUCAUCACCGACUAUAAUUAGGUGGGAGAGAUGAAUCACGGCCAACAAUCUGGCGAGGCAAAGCAUGAAGAUGAUGCUGCUCUUACAGAGUUCCUUGCUUCUCUGAUGGAUUAUACACCUACUAUUCCUGAUGAUUUAGUGGAGCACUUCUUGGCUAAGAGUGGGUUUCAGUGCCCCGACGUACGAUUAAUAAGGCUAGUUGCUGUGGCUACACAAAAGUUUGUUGCAGAUGUUGCCAGCGACGCCCUUCAGCACUGCAAGGCUAGACCAGCACCAGUUGUGAAAGACAAAAAACAGCAAAAGGACAAGCGUUUAGUAUUGACAAUGGAUGACCUUUCAAAAGCUUUGCGUGAGUAUGGUGUGAACGUGAAGCAUCCAGAAUAUUUUGCUGAUAGCCCUUCGACUGGAAUGGAUCCUGCGACAAGGGAGGAAUAGACACCAGAAAUUCUUCAUCAUCUUUGCCUGCUAAGGACGGCCUUGUGUGUCAAGACCCCUGAUUAUCUGUUGUGUUUCAGUUAAAACAAAAACAUAAAAAAACUCACUUGUUUUCCUAGAUAUCAAUUACACAACAUGUAUAUUCCUUAGUUGUUUGUUGUCUUGACUUGCGUCUUUGGUGGUGCUUGGGUUUCCUACAUCACUUAUCCACCAUUCUUGUAUGUCUCCAAGUCAUGAUAAUAUUGUGAGAUAUCCAUCCUUGAGA
Molecule: messenger RNA, 944 nt
Organism: Capsella rubella
Lineage: Eukaryota; Viridiplantae; Streptophyta; Magnoliopsida; Brassicales; Brassicaceae
Product: transcription initiation factor TFIID subunit 10
Exons: 8
Coding region: 275-679 (134 amino acids)
Biological process (GO): transcription initiation at RNA polymerase II promoter
Cellular component (GO): nucleus; SAGA complex; transcription factor TFIID complex
Molecular function (GO): RNA polymerase II general transcription initiation factor activity; promoter-specific chromatin binding
Source: RefSeq, a predicted model, not a curated record